Messenger RNA from Astyanax mexicanus (Mexican tetra), 515 nucleotides. It is a transcript of the gene s100a10b, whose product is annotated as S100 calcium binding protein A10b. The record is from RefSeq and is a predicted model, not a curated record. Gene Ontology annotation, cellular component: cytoplasm. Gene Ontology annotation, molecular function: calcium ion binding. The transcript is spliced from 3 exons. NCBI's taxonomy places the organism in Eukaryota, Metazoa, Chordata, Actinopteri, Characiformes, Acestrorhamphidae. Bases 111 to 407 code for a protein of 98 amino acids.
GGGCGGUGCCUGAGUAUAUAAAUCUCCCUUCAAACAUUCGCACUUUUUUCCUGCAGGACAGAAAUCUCUGCUCUACCAGUUCCUCCCCGUCGUCUAAACCGUGAGCCACCAUGCCGACUGACCUGGAGAGAUCUAUGGAAUCCCUGAUCACGGUUUUCCACCGUUACGCCGAUAAAGAAGGCAACAGCAACACACUGAGCCGCAGGGAACUCAGACAGCUCAUCGAGUCCGAGCUCCCCACCUUCCUUAAGUCUCAGAAAGACCCCGCCACAGUGGAUAAGAUCAUGAAGGAUCUGGACGCUAAUGGAGACGGAGAGGUCAGCUUUGAGGAGUUUGUGUCUCUGGUGGUCGGCCUGUCCAUCGCCUGUGAACAGUGCUACCAGCUGCACAAGAAAGGAAAGAAGUGAAAGAAAUGCACGGAGGAAACAAGAGAAAGAGGAGAGGAGGAAAGAUGUUGAAUUUUCUACUAAAUCAUUUUAUAAAUGAGUUUUAAUAAACAUGACUGCGAACAACAA